Macrobrachium nipponense is the source of this 1313-nucleotide messenger RNA. RefSeq lists its product as uncharacterized. The coding region runs from base 98 to 1003 and encodes 301 amino acids. Gene Ontology annotation, cellular component: nucleus; DNA ligase IV complex. The transcript is spliced from 7 exons. Gene Ontology annotation, biological process: double-strand break repair via nonhomologous end joining. The record is from RefSeq and is a predicted model, not a curated record. NCBI's taxonomy places the organism in Eukaryota, Metazoa, Arthropoda, Malacostraca, Decapoda, Palaemonidae. Gene Ontology annotation, molecular function: DNA end binding.
GGUUAAGUUAGUUGAGUGGAAGUUGAGUUAAGAUGUAUUAAUUUUAUGCAAAAAUGACAUUUGACCGUUACAUUUUGAAAACUGGGUAAAACUGAAGAUGAGUACCUACAGUGGCUUGUUUACGCCCACUUGGCCAACUAGGAUGUCUGCCUUUGAGUGCUGGAAGGAAGCCGAGGCAACUCACUGGGAGCCUAUCUCCAGCCUUGGUCCUCAGUGGAUGGUUAAAUCAGAAGCCAGUGGUAGAGGGUAUAUUUUGAUGCUGACAGAUGGUUGUGGUAUAUGGGGAGAGAAAAGGUCUGCCAGAUACAUCCAAGAACAAGCAGAUGAAUGGGCACCUUGCAUUGAAGCUGGAGUCAUGGAACUGUCAAGAUUAGUGCUGUCAGAGAUGAUGAAAAGCGCUGUUGCAUCUUGGGAAAACAAUAGAGAGAAGGUUAAACUUUCCAUCAAUUCCAAACUCAAUGACCUCUCUUAUUCUUGGGAGUUUCAUGUGACACGUCUUGAUGAUGAACUAUUUAAACAACACUGGACAACUCCUUUUUUGGUUCAUUUUCAUUAUUUGGGGGCAACAAUAAAGCAGCUAAGAAAUGAGGUGGAAAAUAAAAAUCGUCAACUUGAAGAACUUAUGCCAGAUAACAAAAAGUCAAAAACCUCAAAUAAAUCUCAGAACAAGAGCAAAGUUGCUCCCAUUGAAGUUUCUGCAGAGGCUGUGCUUGCUUCAGGAAUGUCAUCUGUUUCAGAAGAGCAGUCAAUUCUGUAUCCACAGAUCAUGGCCUGUCUGCAUAAGAUAAGAAAUCCUGAAAAUAAGCAUGUUGCCAUACAAAAAGGACUAAAAGUUGCUACAAGCCGUACUAAAAAUAAGAAUCAGGAGGAGGGAAACACUGAAGAAUUUGGGGAAGAAGAGCUGAGAAAGCAGGAAGAAAGGGAAGCUAAAAUUCAGGAAAUAUUGACAGGAAAUCCAAUACCAACUACUCCUCAGAAGAAAAAGAAAAAGUUGAAAAUAUAGACAAAUUACAUAGUCUUAAUCUUUUACAGGAUAAUUUAUUCACGACUGAUUUCUCACCGACUGAUUUUUCACAGACAUAAUACAGUGAUCAGUUGAAAGUACCAAGAAUAGGCAUUUUUGUAAUAGACACUAUAUUUUAUGGAUGUGGGUUUUUAUAGUAAAUUUGUGAGCGUUAGGUGGCUAUUUGGCUUGUUUGAUGCCUGUAUUCCUGUUAUACUUUUAAAUUAUGUUGCUGCAAUAUAAUGGGUGAUCAAAUGCUUAAGUUAACUUGAUCUUAAAUUAAAAUAUAUUAUAUUAUAAUUAUUAAGAA